CGAGCGAGCACUUAUCGUCUUGCUUCAAAGACAUAGCUUGCAUCCAAUCAGAACUUUCUCAGACCGUCAAGAAUUGUGCUCAAUGAGCGUAAACAUUAAAGCUGCAAGGCCCGUACCAUGGUCAAGGCUUCGGCUUCAGACCGUCUGCAUUUUGAAAGCCCCAGCACAAUUCCCUCCAACAAUUUCUAUUCCCUUACAUCUCGAAUGCACACUACUCACACAAGGUUAUAUAUAAAAAAGGUUUCUGCCAACGCCCCUCUCGCAACAAUGUCUCAACCAAGACACGACAGUUUCGACAUGCCUACAACCAUCAUCAUGCUGCCUGACGAAGAGAACAACAGAACCGCCGGCCCACUGACAGUUGAAUUCGGACUCGCUCCUAGACUUUACCUGUCUCCCGCCCACCCAAGAAUCAGACGCUUGAGAAGACGUUACCAUCACCGUUACUGUCGCAGUCGCUUUCACUUCCAUUUCUACAAACACGAUGCCGUUCUUGACAUAGCAGGGCGUGCUAUCGAGGGCUGCCGGCACAUCGUUCAAGCAGCAUUCUUCGUUUGUGUUACCUUCCAACAAUAUCUUUGCGGAUACGAAACAUCAUUCACAGGGGCAGGAGGAUAUAGGUCGGCAGUCUCUGUGGUAUACGUACUGUUUCUCGCUGACGUCGUUGUCGUGAGCUAGCGAAGGCAGACGCGGUUGCGUAAGACCAAACUGGAAACACAAGGGA
This is a messenger RNA of Macroventuria anomochaeta, 724 nucleotides long. RefSeq lists its product as uncharacterized. Lineage: Eukaryota; Fungi; Ascomycota; Dothideomycetes; Pleosporales; Didymellaceae. The record is from RefSeq and is a predicted model, not a curated record. The transcript has a single exon. Bases 118 to 678 code for a protein of 186 amino acids.